This is a messenger RNA of Myripristis murdjan (pinecone soldierfish), 2959 nucleotides long. RefSeq names its product protein arginine methyltransferase 7 (gene prmt7). The coding region runs from base 151 to 2208 and encodes 685 amino acids. Gene Ontology annotation, molecular function: histone methyltransferase activity; protein-arginine N-methyltransferase activity. The transcript is spliced from 17 exons. Lineage: Eukaryota; Metazoa; Chordata; Actinopteri; Holocentriformes; Holocentridae. Gene Ontology annotation, biological process: chromatin remodeling; peptidyl-arginine methylation, to asymmetrical-dimethyl arginine. The record is from RefSeq and is a predicted model, not a curated record.
UGCAUGGCUCGUGACGUUGCUGAGGAAACAUGGUCGCUUCCAUGAAGCCAACGCUUUCGGUCUAGUCCGGUUCGGUUCGAGUUGUCUGGAGGAUUUUGACGGAAACUUGUCCCAAACCUCUGGAGGGAGUGUACCGCUGCUGCUGCGGGGAUGAAGACUUUCUGCGGACGAGCAAACCCGACCACGGGAGCCCUGGACUGGGUGGAGGAGAGCGAGGAGUACGACUACCACCAGGAGAUCGCCAGGUCCUGUUACGCGGAUAUGUUGCAUGACCAUGACAGAAAUGAGAAGUACUACCAGGGCAUCCGGGCCGCGGUGGCCAGGGUCAGGGCUCGUGGUGAGAAGGUUGUUGUCCUGGACAUUGGCACGGGAACGGGCCUGCUGUCCAUGAUGGCUGUCACUGCUGGGGCUGACCUCUGCUACGCUGUGGAGGUGUUCAAACCCAUGGCUGAUGCAGCCCAGUGCAUUGUGGAGAAGAAUGGCUUCUCUGACAAGAUCAAGAUCAUCAACAAACACUCGACUGAGGUCACCGUCGGGCCGGAUGGAGACAUGCAGAUGAGAGCCAACGUCCUGGUCACAGAGCUCUUUGACACCGAGCUGAUAGGAGAGGGGGCCCUGCCCAGCUAUGAGCACGCUCACCACAAUCUGGUCCAGGAGGGGUGCGAGGCGGUGCCCCACCGGGCCACAGUCUACGCCCAGCUGGUGGAGUCGGACCUGCUGUGGAGCUGGGCGCAGCUGCAGCCCAUGGAUGUGGACGGGACCCGGCUGGUGCCGCCGCCCGCUGUGGGUCGCUGUGCCGGAGCCCAUUCAGUCUGCGACAUCCAGCUGAGCCAGGUGCCCGCCCACAGCUUCACGCCCCUGGGACCCCUCUGCACCAUGUUCAGCGUGGACUUCAGUAAGCCGGUGAGCAGCGCCUCCCAGUGCCACUCCGCUCGCUUCGCGGCUCAGUCCAGCGGCAGGGCCCAGGUGGUGCUCUCCUGGUGGGACAUCGACAUGGAUCCCGGCGGGACCAUCGUCUGCACCAUGGCUCCCAGCUGGACCUACCCACAGCCCGACAUGGCUCCUUGGCGUGACCACUGGAUGCAGAGCGUCUACUUCCUGCCUGUGGAGAGGAGGGUGACGGAGGGAGAGGAUCUGACUCUCACCGUCUGCCAUGAUGACUACAGCCUGUGGUUCAGCAUGCAGAAACACAGCCAACAGGACGCAGAGACUGAGGCUCCUCCUUGUCGGCCAUGUUGUACCUGCCAGGCCCACUUGGUCUGGACUCGGCCGCGGUUUGGUGAGCUCAACGACAGCCACCGUACGGAGAGCUACGUCAGCGCGUUACGGAGCGUUCUGAAAGCAGACAGCGUGUGCCUCGGGGUCAGCGACGGAAGCUUGCUGCCUGUUUUUGCUCACAUGCUUGGAGCCAAGAAGGUCUUCAGUCUGGAAAACUCCAGAAUGUCCAAACAGGUUAUUGAACAGGUGUUGGAGGCCAACUCCAUGACGGGAGGAGUCCAGCUGCUGGAGAUCAGGCCUGACCAGCUGACCAGCAGCGACCUGGGAGGAGAGCAGAUCUCGGUCCUGAUGGGCGAGCCUUACUUCAGCACCAGCCUCUUACCUUGGCACUCGCUGUUCUUCUGGUACUGCCGGACGGCACUGGCCGGCCUCCUGCAGCCCGGAGCCACCAUCCUGCCCUGCUCCGCCAGCCUCCACAUCGUGGCCGUGGAAUUCCAGGAUUUGUGGAGGAUACGGGCACCAUGUGGAACCUGUGAGGGCUUCGACGUCAGGCCUAUGGACGAGAUGGUCCAGAAGUCUCUGGAUUUCCGUGAGUCUCGCGAGGCGGAGCCCCACCCGCUGUGGGAGUACCCCUGCCGCGCCCUGACCCCGCCGACCGCCGCCAUGACCUUUGACUUCACACAGUGCGUCUCUCAACAGCCAAUCACCAGCCAGGGUUCGCUUCCCUUCACAAGGAGUGGCUGUUGCCAUGGCGUCGUGCUGUGGAUGGAGUACCAGCUUACAGAUGACAUCACUGUCAGCAUGGGUCUGAGCGGACCAAUCGGAGAGCAGGGGGAAUGCGAGUGGAAACGGCACAGGAAACAGGGAGUCUUCUUCUUCAGGUCGCCGUGGGAAAGUUCGGGCGACGGGAGAGCCUCGGUGUCCUACAGCCUCACCUUUGAGCCCAGUUUAGGAGACAUAAAGAUGGAGUUCACCGCCGAGUCGCUCUGAUCGGGAGCUGGACGGGCCACAGAGACGGGACGCUAACACCGGGACAUCAGGGCCCGCUACAUCUCUCUCUCUCUGGACUAUUGAUAUUUUAUGUCAGUAUCCCAUUGUUUUAAAUUUGACCUUUUUCAUUCCCUUAGGCUGGUAACUGCUCAUUUUCAGGGUGGAAAAGCCUCUUUAACACGGGACACUAAAACUCUCCGACUCCCAACAGGAUCCAUUCAGCUGAAGGGCUUCCCAAGGUCAACAAGUACAGAAUCGACUUAAUACUUUCUCACCCAAACAGCAUCACAUCAGAUACUGACAAUACUGUACUGCUUUAUGUUUGUAGUACAGUAUUGUCAGUACAGUAUUGUUUUAGUUAGUUAAAGCAACCUGUUGGGGUCAUUAGUUGUGCAAAAAGAGCUCCAGUUUCCUGUGAUCCUAAAAAUGACUAAGCUGAAUCUUGUCUGACUGAUUCUGAGACUGAACCAUUUCCUUCCUAAGAACUUUCAGUGUUUUGUUGUUACAGGAAUAUUUUGUAAGUUUUUAUAUUGUUGCUCUGUUUGAUAACGUUCUCUUUGACAAAAGAAGUGAUGAAGUCCAAUCCAAAGUUAUUUUGCCACGGUUGAAAACUGAUUUAAAGUUUGGUUCAGUUCAGUGAUGUGGCUGAGUUUGCAGUGCAGUUAUUCUAACACUGGAGUGGUGUGCUGACUCAAAUACUGUCAGAUGAUUGUAUUAUCAACAUAUAACCAAAAUAAAUAUAUGAACACAA